UGCGCAUGGGUGCGUUCUCAGAGAAAUGUUAAGCGUGAUCCAUGGAAGAUCGUGGUAAAGAAGAUUCAAGUGUCAGAUUAAUUAAUUACUUACUUUGGACGUUGAUCUUGUUUAUUUUUUUAUAUAUUGAUAUAGGCUGAAAAACAAGUAGAAGAAAAGUCUUAAUAAAUUUACACGUCGAUGUUAUAUGUUAUAAGCGUGCAAUUAAAAGAAAAUAUAAUUAUAUAUAGUAUGUGAAGGGAAUAAGAGUUUUGAUAACAAUUGGAAAUUGCCACUUCCGUAGUAUUUAUAGAAUUUCUUCAAUUUUUAUCGAUAAAGAGAAUAAAAUGGAAGAUAUAUUUCAAUGGUGUCGCGAAGGAAAUGCUAUGCAAGUUCGUGUUUGGUUGGACGACACUGAACAUGACAUGAAUCAAGGCGAUGACCACGGAUUUAGUCCACUUCACUGGUGUUGUAAAGAAGGCCAUCUGAAAUUGGCAGAAUUGCUAGUUAGUAGAGGAGCACGCAUUAAUGCUACAAAUAGAGGAGACGACACUCCGCUACAUCUUGCUUCUGCGCAUGGACAUAAGGAAAUUGUUCAGUUGUUAUUGCGAAAUAAAGCAGAUGUAAAUGUAACCAACGAACAUGGAAAUACCGCUCUUCAUUAUGCGUGUUUUUGGGGUGACCAAGCUGUUGCCGAAGAGUUAGUAGCUGCUGGUGCCUUAGUAUCCAUAGCUAACAAGGAUGGUGAUACUCCUCUUGAUAAAGCUAGAGGACACUUGGCAAAAAGACUACAUGAUAUGGCAGUAGAAUAUGGACAAGAUUUAAAAAAAAUUCAAUUUAAAGAUCAAAGUUGGCUGGGAUUAAAAACUAGGAGCAGAGAUGCCACUUUAUCCAGAUACAAAGGUAUCAACAUGGCAGAUCUUGCCUUGCAUACUCAUUUAGCGAGUACUCCAAGCGGAGAAACUUGGAGAGGGCGUUGGCAAAAUAAUGAUAUUGUAGCCAAAAUUUUAAAUAUACGUGAAUGCACAGCACGUAUAUCCAGAGAUUUUAAUGAAGAGUUUCCAAAACUCCGAAUAUUUUCUCAUCCAAAUGUUCUUCCGGUUCUUGGUUGUGUAAAUCAACCGCCACAAUUAGCGACAGUUUCACAAUACAUGGCUAGAGGAAGUUUGCAUAGGCUCCUACAUGGAGGUACUGGCGUUGUCGUUGAUACGGCACGAGCACUUCGAUUAGCCCUUGAUGUGGCAAGAGCUAUGGCCUUUCUUCAUGGAUUAGAAAGGCAAAAUAGAUGCAGGUUUCAACUUAACAGUAAACAUAUUAUGAUCGACGAAGAUUUAACUGCUCGAGUAAAUAUGGCAGAUUCGAAAUUUUCUUUCCAAGAGGUUGGACGUAUAUACGAACCAGCCUGGAUGUCUCCAGAAGCUCUUAGCAAAAGACCUGCCGAUAUCAAUCUAGAAGCUAGCGAUAUGUGGAGCUUUGCUGUUCUUUUGUGGGAACUUGCUACGAGAGAAGUGCCUUUUGCUGAUCUCUCUCCCAUGGAAUGUGGAAUGAAGAUAGCGUUGGAAGAAUUGCGUGUUAGUAUACCACCAGGUAUUUCUCCGCAUCUUGCCAAAUUAAUCAGAAUUUGUAUGAACGAAGACCCAGGGAAACGUCCCUCAUUUGACAUGGUCGUACCCAUUCUUGAUAAAAUGAAACGCUAAAGUUACAGAAAAUGCACAAAAUUAAUUCUCCAAGAAACAUAAUAAUUUUACUUACACUUUUUACAAUACACGUGCUUUUCGAAACAA
Molecule: messenger RNA, 1763 nt
Organism: Polistes canadensis
Lineage: Eukaryota; Metazoa; Arthropoda; Insecta; Hymenoptera; Vespidae
Gene: Ilk
Product: integrin-linked protein kinase homolog pat-4
Exons: 7
Coding region: 327-1676 (449 amino acids)
Biological process (GO): cell-matrix adhesion; integrin-mediated signaling pathway; protein phosphorylation
Cellular component (GO): focal adhesion; stress fiber
Molecular function (GO): protein binding; protein kinase activity; ATP binding
Source: RefSeq, a predicted model, not a curated record